Molecule: messenger RNA, 2106 nt
Organism: Humulus lupulus (European hop)
Lineage: Eukaryota; Viridiplantae; Streptophyta; Magnoliopsida; Rosales; Cannabaceae
Product: pyrophosphate--fructose 6-phosphate 1-phosphotransferase subunit beta
Exons: 16
Coding region: 82-1770 (562 amino acids)
Biological process (GO): response to glucose; glycolytic process; photosynthesis
Cellular component (GO): cytosol
Molecular function (GO): 6-phosphofructokinase activity; diphosphate-fructose-6-phosphate 1-phosphotransferase activity; ATP binding
Source: RefSeq, a predicted model, not a curated record
GGAUUUUGAUUCCACACUCUCUCACUCAGUUACACUGAAAGAUCUCUCCGAGGUAUAUUGUGUAUUAUUAGGUCUAAACAAAUGGCUGCGGCAUUGGUUGCUAACGGCGAUAUCCCGGCGCCGGCCACAGGCCGAGUUGCCUCCGUCUACAGCGAGGUCCAGGCGAGUCGCAUCGACCACACCCUCCCUCUCCCUACCGUGCUCAGAAACCCCUUCAAGAUCGUCGAAGGACCACCUAGUUCCGCGGCUGGCAAUCCAGAUGAAAUCGCAAAGCUUUUUCCACAACUUUUCGGCCAGCCAUCUGCCUUGGUGGUGCCGAGCGAUUCUGACUCUAACGAUUCGCAGAAAAAGUUGAAAAUUGGUGUCGUUUUGUCGGGAGGCCAGGCACCUGGAGGGCACAAUGUCAUUUCUGGAAUUUUUGAUUACUUGCAGGAGCGUGCUAAAGGCAGCGUAUUGUACGGUUUCAGGGGAGGUCCAGCUGGAAUCAUGAAGGGCAAGUAUGUGGAACUUACACCAGAAUAUAUUUACCCGUACAGAAACCAGGGUGGUUUUGAUAUGAUAUGUAGUGGAAGAGAUAAGAUUGAAACUCCAGAGCAGUUUCAACAAGCUGCAGAUACUGCCGCGAAGCUUGAUUUGGAUGGACUUCUUGUUAUUGGUGGGGAUGACUCGAACACAAAUGCCUGCCUCCUUGCUGAGAAUUUCAGGGGAAAGAAUUUGAAAACUCAGGUGAUUGGGUGUCCAAAAACCAUUGAUGGUGACUUGAAAUGCAAAGAAGUCCCAAUAAGUUUUGGGUUUGAUACUGCUUGCAAGAUAUAUGCAGAAAUGAUUGGAAAUGUCAUGAUAGAUGCCAGAUCAACUGGAAAAUAUUAUCACUUUGUGCGGCUUAUGGGGCGUGCAGCUUCACACAUAACACUUGAAUGUGCUUUGCAAACUCAUCCAAACAUUACAAUUGUUGGAGAAGAGGUUGCUGAGAAGAAGUUGACACUGAAAAAUGUUACAGAUUACAUUGUUGAUAUAAUCUCCAAACGUGCCGAACUUGGUUAUAACUAUGGUGUCAUACUUAUUCCUGAAGGUCUAAUUGAUUUCAUUCCAGAGGUGCAACAACUUAUCGCCGAACUGAAUGAAAUUCUGGCCCAUGAGGCUGUCGAUGAAGAUGGGCAAUGGAAAAAGAAACUUACUGAUCAAUCAUUACAGCUUUUUGAAUUUUUACCUUCAGCAAUCCAAGAGCAGUUGAUGCUUGAAAGAGAUCCUCAUGGAAAUGUUCAGGUUGCCAAAAUAGAGACAGAGAAGAUGCUUAUUCAAAUGGUUGAAACUGAAUUGGAGAAAAGGAGUCAAGCAGGUGCAUACAAAGGUGGAUUCCAAGGACAGUCUCACUUUUUCGGGUAUGAAGGAAGAUGUGGUCUGCCAACUAAUUUUGAUUCUACCUAUUGUUAUGCAUUGGGUUAUGGUGCAGGAGCUCUCCUUCACAGUGGGAAAACUGGAUUGAUAUCAUCGGUGGGGAAUUUGGCUGCUCCAGUUGAAGAAUGGACCGUUAGUGGGACAGCCUUAACUGCACUAAUGGACGUGGAGAGAAGACAUGGAAAGUUUAAGCCUGUGAUCAAGAAGGCCAUGGUGGAGCUUCAAGGUGCACCAUUUAAGAAGUUUGCAUCCUUACGAGACGAGUGGGCCCUCAAGAAUUGUUAUAUCAGUCCCGGUCCUAUUCAAUUUGUUGGCCCAUCAUCAAAUGCAACUAAUCACACUCUACGCUUGGAACUCGGUGCGCAAGUGUAGGAUUAUUAGUGUCUUCUUAUUUUUAUAAACGAGAGGGAAAGGAACUGAAAUGCUCUCUGCAUCAUCAAGAUAAAUUGCUUUUGAUGUUUUUCGGCAGAUGUGAGAUUGUUCUGCUUAAUGUAGGCUCUCCAAACUUUUUUUUCCUAUUCUGAAAUUUCAAUUAGGUGGGAUUUCUCCCCCCCUGCUCUAUUUGGGACGAACUAGUUUUGAGUUUUGACUGCCCUUAAGGUGCAGGUUAAUCACCUGUGUUGGUUUUCUUGUGUAAUGUCACUUCUGUAAGAGCACGAAAAAAUAACAUCAAUAAUAAAAAUAUUAGAAAUGUGAGAUUUUAAUGGA